CCCAGAGAACAUUCUGAAACUCUUACGUAAACAAUGUUCGAGAUAUCCGCGAAAGCGAAGUAACGAGGCGAGAUUUCAAGUCUGUACUCUAUGCGAAGAUGAGCUCGAGGGGCGAACAGGUAGAAGCCUCGAGCAGCGCACAAGAAACAGGAGAUGUCUCUGUAUGGGAUAUACCGGCGGGAGUACGGAUCAAGCAGUCUGUCGGUCGCGGAAGAGGACUGUUUGCCGAAUCGUCUUUCAAGCCAGGUGCUCGUAUACUCAGAACCAAGCCGAUAGUCGCUGUCAACUCUACCAAGAAUCUUUCCACCUUCUGCUCGGCCUGUCACCUGGCACCUGGAGAUAUCGCUAUUGCCAGAGGACAGAGGAAUUCGGCGAUAACCCUUAAGCGAUGUCAGGGAUGCAGAAUUGUGCACUACUGCUCGCAGGGAUGCCAGACGGGUGACUGGACAUUCCAUCGUGAAGAAUGUCGAGCACACAAACGUUUGCGUGUGGAGUAUGCCAAGUUCAGGCCGAAUGCUCGCCUGGACGAAGAUCUCAGCUGGAUCAUGGAUGAGAGAUUCAGAGCUGUUGGCAGGCUGUGUUGGGCUAGAAAGAGGGAGAUGCAAAAUGGACGUGACCCAGAUUGGUGGGCCCAAAUUGACGCCAUGGAGUCUCACAUCGACCGCAUGCCCCAGCAACAAAUAAUGGAGCUUGGACAACAGAUUCAGCGAUUCCGACAGUAUUUAUCAGCAGCCGAGCGCGAUACACCUGGCCUGGCUGACAUGGAAGAAUAUGGCUUCGGGAGGUCAUCCGACCUGCUAAAGCUGUUCUCCGCGUUUCAAAUCAACUCAUUCACCCUUUCAUCUCCUUCUCUUUCACCGAUAGGAGUAGCCAUGUCACCCAUCGUGGCGCUCUGCAAUCACUCUUGUGAGCCCAAUGCGGUUGUUGUCUUUCCGCACGGUGGCCGCGACAUGGACAUCGUAGCUAUACGACAAAUUGCAACCGGGGAAGAAAUCUUAACAAGCUACAUUGAUAUUUCACUACCUUUAGCGGAACGUCAAGCAGACUUGAAGGAAAGAUAUGGCUUCAUAUGCGAUUGUGAACUCUGUCAGAGGUCCAGAGAGACUUCUUGGGUUGACCCCAGGUGGUGUGUAUAUGAUUCAUCGGGGGGUUUGAAGAGCUUCGAAGGUGAGUGCUCUGACUUCAAUGACUGCUCACAAUCUUCAUCCUCAGUUGACAAGCAUUUCGAUUCGAUGAUCCAGCAAGGCAGGGCGAUGCUGAACGAGGACGAGGCUGGCACCCUAGAUGUCCAGCAAGCACUGGUGAACUUCAGAUCCCUCAUUCCGACGCUAUCACAGAAGAUGCCAUCAUCGUCGUACCCUCUGCAAGCUCUACUACGUCUUCAGGCUCUGCUAUUGUCUCCUCCGAGAAGCACUGCAGAUCGCGAUUUAGCCAUCGCGAGUCUCUCAGCUGCAUUUGCUGGCGCUGAGAAAGUGUACCCCGCUGGUCAUCCGACACUCGCCGUCAUCUCUGCCGAAUGGUGCAAACUCGUUGCUAUGGAUUCGCCAGAGGACACGCCUACCGAUAUUUUGAAGAAGCUCAAACAGGCUGUCAUUGGGCUUCGGAAGACCGUUAAGCUCAAUGAGGUUGGUUUUGGGGCCGGAGGUGGAAUAGUUGGAAAAGAGAUGACAGAGCUGUUGAAGGCGUGUGAAGUCGAAUUGAGUCAGCUAGCAUAGUCGAAUCGCAUCCAGUCAUUGG
This is a messenger RNA of Kockovaella imperatae, 1737 nucleotides long. RefSeq lists its product as hypothetical. Gene Ontology annotation, molecular function: protein binding. Bases 99 to 1715 code for a protein of 538 amino acids. The record is from RefSeq and is a predicted model, not a curated record. The transcript is spliced from 7 exons. Lineage: Eukaryota; Fungi; Basidiomycota; Tremellomycetes; Tremellales; Cuniculitremaceae. Gene Ontology annotation, cellular component: nucleus.